Pseudocercospora fijiensis CIRAD86 is the source of this 3202-nucleotide messenger RNA. RefSeq lists its product as uncharacterized. The transcript is spliced from 2 exons. Gene Ontology annotation, molecular function: clathrin binding. Gene Ontology annotation, cellular component: membrane coat. Bases 229 to 2439 code for a protein of 736 amino acids. Lineage: Eukaryota; Fungi; Ascomycota; Dothideomycetes; Mycosphaerellales; Mycosphaerellaceae. The record is from RefSeq and is a predicted model, not a curated record. Gene Ontology annotation, biological process: intracellular protein transport; vesicle-mediated transport.
CAUAACGACAACCAGGCAUCGCUGGUUCUACGCAUAACGACAACAUCACGACUUGACUUCUUCCUGGCAUCUUGCGAUACCGUCCUGAAGCAUAGACCUUGCAUGACUGGCCGACAACCAGCACUUGCCUCGCGAAACCCCGCCGACAGCUGACAAUAGCCGGACGCCCUUUGUAUGGGCGCAUACCAGUAAUCACCACACCCACGCUCGAACUAGAGCACGUCAAAUAUGGCAGUAAACAGGCUGCGGAGUGCGCUGGGCUCGGCACGGAAAGGAGAGACAUUCGAGCUGCGCUCCGGUCUGGUCUCACAAUAUGCCUGGGAAAGAAAGGAGUCCAUACAAAAGACCAUAAUGUCCAUGACAUUAGGGAAGGAUGUAUCAUCACUAUUUCCUGAUGUUCUGAAGAACAUUGCGACACCAGAUCUGGAUCAGAAAAAGCUUGUGUACCUUUAUCUCAUGAACUAUGCAAAGUCGCAUCCGGACUUGUGUAUAUUGGCGGUAAACACUUUUGUGCAGGAUUCAGAGGAUCCGAACCCGCUUGUUCGAGCACUCGCCAUACGAACGAUGGGAUGCAUCAGAGUCGAUAAGAUGGUUGACUACAUGGAGGAACCGCUACGAAAAACGCUGAAGGAUGAAUCCCCAUACGUGCGGAAGACUGCUGCACUGUGCGUGGCCAAGCUGUUUGACCUGAAUCCCUCCCUCUGCAUCGAGAAUGGCUUCCUAGAGACGCUGCAAGAGAUGGUCGCAGAUAGCAAUCCUAUGGUGGUUGCGAAUUCGGUGCAGGCGCUUUCGGAAAUCGACGAGGCUGCACCGGAAACAAGAGCGCUGGUUGUGACGAGCCAGAUGCUGAAGAAGCUGUUACUGGCCUUGAACGAAUGUACGGAGUGGGGUCGCAUAACGAUAAUGACCACGUUAGCGAAUUACAGGCCGCAGGACACGAAAGAGGCAGAGCACAUUUGCGAGCGAGUGAUACCGCAGUUCCAGCACGUCAACCCAUCUGUGGUCUUGGCAGCUGUCAAGGUUGUGUUUCUGCAUAUGCAACACGUGGAGAAGGCCUCACUUCACGCCACAUAUCUGAAGAAGAUGUCGCCGCCGCUUGUGACUCUAAUCUCAAGUCCUCCAGAAGUGCAAUAUGUCGCGUUGCGAAAUAUUGAUUUGCUGUUGCAGAAGCAACCGGGGAUCCUCGACAAGGAGAUGCGAGUAUUCUUUUGCAAGUACAACGACCCUCCAUACCUCAAAGUGCAGAAGCUGGAAAUCAUGGUCCGGAUAGCAAAUUCGCAGAAUGCCGACCAAUUGCUUGCGGAAUUGAAGGAAUAUGCCAUGGAAGUGGACGUUGACUUUGUGCGAAAAGCGGUUCGCGCCAUCGCUCAAGUCGCCAUCAAGAUCGAAGAAUGCGCAGAGAAGGCAGUGAACGUCUUAUUGGAGCUCAUCAACAUGAAGGUGGGAUACGUGGUGCAAGAAGUCAUCGUGGUCAUCAAGGACAUUUUCCGGAAAUACCCAGGAUAUGAAGGCAUAAUACCAACCCUUUGUCAAUGCAUUGAUGAUCUGGAUGAUUCGAAUGCGCGAGGCAGCUUAAUUUGGAUCGUCGGCGAGUACGCGGAGAAGAUCUCGAAUGCUGGAGAUAUCCUGGCAGGAUUUGUGGAAGACUUCAACACGGAGUUCACACAGACGCAACUUCAGAUCCUCACAGCAGUCGUGAAGCUGUUCUUGAAGAAGCCCGAUCAAUCUCAAGGGCUUGUCCAGAAGGUGCUUCAGGCUGCGACUGCUGAGAACGAUAACCCUGAUGUUCGAGAUCGAGCAUACGUCUACUGGCGAUUACUUUCUUCUGACCCUCAAAUCGCCAAGAAUAUCGUGCUUUCCGCCCGACCGCAAAUCACCUCAACCAUCCCGAUGCUACCAGCCCCCUUGUUAGAACAACUUCUUCCCAACCUUGCAACAUUAUCAUCCGUGUAUCACAAACCACCAAGAGCAUUCCUUGGCGCUGGCCGGAGUUCAGCACUGCAAGAAGCAGCUAUCGAAGAAGCGAAGCAAGAAGCCCGCGACAAUCCGAUUGCUGCUGCUGCAGUUUCUGCGGCCAUGGCCGGGAAAUCAGCACCGCAAGCACAGAACAACGCCGAGAAUCUGCUUGAUAUCGAUUUCGACGGCGCGGCUCCUGCGUCUAUGCAAAAAGCACCCGCCAUGGGUUCUUCUGGCCUUGAAGGUCUUGCCGGGACACCGCAGAGAGUGGCCAGCCCGAUGCAAGCAGGACCAUCCGGAGGCUUGGAAGAUCUGAUGGGUCUUGGUGGCGAUGCACCAGCGCCCUCGAGCAGUGGCGGCAAUGCCGAUCUAAUGAAUGGAUUCGCCGACCUCAGCAUGACCAGCGGGUCUGCACCUGCACAGCCGCAGAUGAAUGGUGGUGGGCAGAAGAAGACGAACGAGGAUCUACUCGGAUUAUUCUGAGGACCAACAUUCCAAAGUCGAAGCUUCUACGUUGGGAAAUAUCACAAGAUGGCCAUACUCCAGCAUGGCGGUCCAGGCCACGACUCCGCGAAUAUCCUACCCGACCCGCCCAGUUCUGCGCCAUCCUCACUCUCGUCAGCGUGCCAGCAUGCACGCACCAUACAGGUCAAUAGCCAAGACGUUGAUUCACUCCAUUGUCGGGGACAGGUCGAUUCAACAUGCCCUCCGUCAUCUCCAUCUCCUCGAAGAGUUCAGCUUGCCGGUAAUGUCUGACGAAACGUCUUGUUGGUGGAGAGGUGGUCGCAGGUGAUUCCGGAUCGAUCAUUCGUGCUGUGCAAUCAGCUGUUAGUCUUGAUCAUCGAAGGGAGAGAGGGUGCUUACAUCGACGACGGUUUUUACUACAGGCAAGCCAGAUAGUGCCAAGACUGGCAACCACGGCAAGAAUACCGAAUGCGAACGUUAAUUUCGAGUUGAGAUCCAUGGUCGUGUUGAAAUUUCUUGUCGGUAUCUGACUUCUACUUGAGGAGAUGUGAGGUGGAACGGGGAGAAGGGCAUCGUUUUGUACUGGCAAGGCGAUGUCCUACAAGUCUGUAAAUCGGGGUUUAACUUCGUGCCUGCCGACGAGCUGGUGUAGGCCGCAGCUGCUGCAGGUGGGCGAAAGCUCCGAGGUCCGCUCAUUGGUUUAUUCAUGAUUGAUGGAUUUGAUGGGGCUUAAUCAAUAUUGAAGAUCUCCAAGCUUGAACUUGAUUCCAUCAUGAAUGUG